Messenger RNA from Athalia rosae (coleseed sawfly), 569 nucleotides. RefSeq lists its product as uncharacterized. Lineage: Eukaryota; Metazoa; Arthropoda; Insecta; Hymenoptera; Athaliidae. The transcript is spliced from 5 exons. The coding region runs from base 42 to 569 and encodes 175 amino acids. The record is from RefSeq and is a predicted model, not a curated record.
GUUCGAUGCGAUGACAGUCAAUUUUCUGCCAAAUUUUGAAAAUGGCCCUUGAACAAAUUUCAUUUUAUAAUUCCGAAAUGGACGAAAUAAUUGAAGUAGAAGUAUCGGCGGCAGAUGUCAAACGUGCAAGAAACUAUGUGACUUUUGCGACUUUAUUAAUGAAUGCGGCUUUGCAAGACCAAUCAGCUUCGCAUGAAGAUUCUUCUAUAGUUGAGAGUGAAACUGUUGACGAAACUGAGGAUGAAAUAGUUGAAACCGAUGUUGGUCCUGGUGAAACUAGUGAAGCUGAGCGUAUGUUCAAAUUUCGAAGUUUUAAAACUUCAUUGUACAGGUGGUCUACUCCUUGUAUCAUGGAAGAAAUAUUUUCCAAAAAGGCUUGGUGCAAUCUUGUUGCUGUGGCAUCAUCCACUGGGCUCUGUGUACAGCAGCCGAAAGAUACCGCGGAUUCUGACAGUGCAUGUUCAGUUAAAUCAUCAAAGACUACAAAUGGUGCUAAAUCUUUACUGGCUAAAAGACUGAAACAAAAAGAAAUACACGAAGAAAAUAGAAACAAAAGACAUAGAGAUUAA